CGUUUCACUGCUCGAACUCCGUCCUUUCUGUUUGGUCUCUGUCCUUGCAGACGGGAUCGAAUUCUGCCUCGUCAAGUUCACUCGUUUCCUCGGUUUUGGGUCUUGGUCGCAAAGUCACCUCGUCGAGAUCUUUCUCUACGCGUACUUUCGUUUCUUCGUCGGCCGUUCUAGCAGAGUUCGGUCUCGGGAAAAGGGAGAUCGACGAGCUUUGCUGGACCAUCUGUCCUUUUCUUUCUGUUCCAUAGAUGCAAACAAAUUGCUUUCUUCGCAUUUCCAUCCCUUCUUUCCGAGAAGACACACUGGACCCCUCCCGGGUGUUCGUUUACAGCGCGCUCUCGGGCACACUCCAUGUGCGCGUCGUUUUUCGUGGAAACUGGAGAGCGGAACUGCUCGAGUUCUUUUCUUUUUUCUCAACUCGAUUCCUGCUGACCCGGUGCGUGUCUCGACCGGUGAUAAUGGCUUCAUUUUCACCUUGAAACUCUCGUUUCUUCCGCGAUGACGGCACACAGCGUCCGCGGCGUAUCGGGUGCCCUCCUGGGGCGGCGCCCAAGCCUGGCGUCCUUCCACCCUCUCGUUUUUCCACACUGUUUUUCUCACUCUCUCUUUCUUGGCUGUCGCCUCACAGCCGCGAAGUCGGUUCUGACCAGGCCUCUUUCUGGACGUUUCUCGCCUUCUCCGUUUUCCAAGUCCAGCACCUGGAACAGAGAGCUUCCGUUCUCUGGUGACGUUCGUAGAGAAACUUGGACUUCGUCCGCAGCAGAAGGCUCGACGCCCAAACAACACAGAGGGAGUCCUCACCUGAGCUUACGCGAGUCGUCGUCUCCGCUGCAGUUUUCUGGGUCUCUCUCCCCUUCGACCUCGGCUCUCAGAAGCUGUGCGCCAAGACCUCUUCUCUGUUCCGUGGGCUCUUCCUCUCCAUCUCCUCCUUCCCUCCUUUCUCUUCGACCUUCUUCUCCCUCUCUUUUCUCUUCUCGUUCGUCGUUCGCCUCUUCUCCCCUGCCUUCUGCAGCUCCACCCUCCGCGUCAUCGUACCUUCCGGCGAGUGUACGCCCACCGCAAAACUAUCGACAUCUUGGCGAUCCACGAGCGGGCCUGUAUCUUCACUUCCUGCCUUUCUGGGCUCGCGUAACUCAACCGCCCUCAGGCGCUCGGUUCUUUCUUCGCGUUCUGCCACUGGCGCCUCUCUGCUGCUCUGCUGUCGCUCCACAUCUUGUCCCGCUCUGGGGCUUCGACUCUCUGGCGCGCGACCUGAUUGGCUGGAGUGUCUACUAUGCCGCGACUCUGCUGGCUUCCUGGUGGGGAAUGCAUGCAGGCAUGCAGUUGGCGCACAUCGGGAGCCCUCGCAGUAGAGGCGACCGGGGACCGAGAAAUGGAGUUCGAUUUGGAUUUGUUGCCUACGGUGUCGCUGCGCUCAUCGCUGCUUCAGGCGCCCAACAAGUGGAAGCUGCAGAGAGCCUGUACUUGCUAGCGAUGGCCUGCGGGCUGCUCCUCGCGGGUGACUUUGCCUCUCACCACGCCAAAAUCGCACCUCUUUGGUUCUGGAAAGAGCGUUUUCUGGGCAUUUCAGUUUGCUUGGCAGCUAUCGGCGCGCUUCUUUUGAGUGAGCAGCUGGGGACCCGCGGCCGCCAGACGCGUUUGGAAUUUUAAGAAACUGAGGAAGGCCUUUGGUCUGAUGCGUCAGCAGCGAGGGUCUUGCAUGCAGGCGUUGCAUGCGCAUGCGCGCACCGCUGCAGGUGUAGAUGCCUUUUUUUCGAUGUCGAGAUCGCGUUCUUGAAGCUCGGAUGUCCGGUCGAGACACGGGGGAGAGAGAUUCUCGCACAGCCACAGAACUGGGAGAAAGAGAGGAAAAGAUGUUUGGACCAGUUUCGCCC
Messenger RNA from Toxoplasma gondii ME49, 1871 nucleotides. RefSeq lists its product as hypothetical. Lineage: Eukaryota; Apicomplexa; Conoidasida; Eucoccidiorida; Sarcocystidae. The record is from RefSeq and is a predicted model, not a curated record. The coding region runs from base 496 to 1647 and encodes 383 amino acids. The transcript has 7 exons.